GCACAAACACGGUUCCUGUAACCGCAUCAACUCACCUAUGUUCUAUUUUCCAUGUCACUCCACAAGGAUGACGAGCCCCCGGGGGACACGCGCGAGUGCCCGGUGUGCUUCGAGAGCCCGCGCGGGACGGAGAGAACGCUGAGCUGCGGGCACGCGUUCUGCCACGACUGCCUGGUCAAGUUGCUGCUCAGCAUCCAGGUCGAAGGUCAAACGCGGCACACCCUGGCCUGUCCCGUGUGCAGACACCUCACCUUCAUCAGGAAGCGGCAGAACGAGCCGCCGGCCUUGGCGGAGGGCAAGGGGGAGCCAGAGGAGGACGCCGAAAGAGGAGGGCAGACUUUGGAGGUGCCCGCGGGCACGCCGCUCACCCGGCUGGACGACGACAGCGACGAAGCCGCCCCCGCCGCCGCUUCCCUCUCCGGGCGGGUCCGGCGAUUCUUCUGCGGGGACAGCGAGGGCCCCCAUCGGCCGAGGCUCGUCCGGCCGAGUCCGCGCGGCAGCUCGGAGGUCUUCGUCAUCGACGCCCGUGGGAGACCCAUGACGGAGGACGACGCCUUCGGCGUGGUGCUGACGGCGGUGCGGCGGCCGAGAAGGCGCGGGCGCCGGCUGUGCAGCACGGCUCGGUGCCUCGCGGUGCUGCUCUCAGCCUUUACCACGAUGGCACUGGUGGCCGCCGUUCUGCCAUGGAUCCUAUUGGCCUAAUUCGGAGUCGGUGGACCGCGACGUGCCGUACAUGAACAGCUACAGACAAAUCGCUCACUGUACUUGGGUG
Molecule: messenger RNA, 772 nt
Organism: Hippocampus comes (tiger tail seahorse)
Lineage: Eukaryota; Metazoa; Chordata; Actinopteri; Syngnathiformes; Syngnathidae
Product: RING finger protein 222
Exons: 1
Coding region: 52-702 (216 amino acids)
Molecular function (GO): metal ion binding
Source: RefSeq, a predicted model, not a curated record